AUGGACACCCAAACCCUUGAUCUUCUCAAGAUAAGAGAUGAUGUCACAUGGUACAUAAGGAAGCUAGGCUUGAGCAAGCUCUUCAAGCUAGAGUGUAGUGAGUACUCACAACUCACCAAGGAGUUCCUCUCCACAGUAGCUCUUGCCUUUCCCAACCACAAUGGAGACCAACCAGCUGGUGAUGGACUCCUACUCUUCAAGAUAGGCGAUGCCAAUGGGCGCAUCUCCAUCUCAGCUCUAUGCCAACUCUUUGGACUUCCCAAUGAGACAGCACAUGACUUCAAGGAGAACUCAAAGAGGAAACAAGCUGCCUUUGCUGAUUGGACACACUUUGCCAAUGAACCAUUCUUGCCUUCAAGAUCAAAGGUGUCUAGAAUCACUCAUCCAGCCAUUCGCUAUGUGCACCGCCUCAUCUCCACCACUUUCCAAUGCAAACAAGAAGCCAACAAGGUCACAACUGAUGAGUUCUACAUCCUCACCACACCAUUCAUCAAGCAUGAGUACAAGGCCAACCUUGGACUUUUACUUGCCAAGACAUUCAUCAAUGUGAGGAAGCUAGCUCAAACUUGGAAGGCAACAAGAAGCUUUGUGUUCGUUUUGGGAGGCUUAUCACGGCCAUAG
Messenger RNA from Microthlaspi erraticum, 621 nucleotides. The record is from the annotation of a GenBank genome assembly. Lineage: Eukaryota; Viridiplantae; Streptophyta; Magnoliopsida; Brassicales; Brassicaceae.